AGAAGAAGUUGUGCACUGGCGAAUGGGCGCCUCCAUCCAUCCAUCCAUCUCGGUGGCCCAGUAGAAUUAAAGCUUGGCAUACCUUUUCAUACCUGAAACCGCAAGCAAAGUUCCGCUUCUGAUGGAAAAAAAUCCGAUUUCUGGGAGCAUCUGUUCCGAUCAAAACGUGAAUCAGAAUAGAACUGGAAGGGAUCUUGGAGGUCUUCUAGUCCAGCCCCCUGCUCAAAUGUGUGCAAUGCAGGUAAACGAGUUUGACUCAUCAGAUGAGGAGCCCCUGGAGGAAGAACAGACACCUUUUCAAGUAUCCUGGUUACCCUUAUCACCAGCUUAUUCCCAGUUCCUAGGAAUCAGCUCGCUACCAGGUUGUCGAUUCAAAAAUAUUAAAAGAAACCUUCAGAAAGAUAUAGGUAAUUAUCAGUGGCACAGAGAUGAACUAAAAAGUCACGGGGUGCUCGAUGUAUUUGUACUCUGUACCAAAGGAGAACUCACAAAGUACCGUGUCCCACACCUCAUGGAAACAUAUCAGAAUUAUGGGAUCACUGUGCAUCACCAUCCUAUUCCUGAUGGAGGUACACCAGAUAUUGCCAGAUGCUGUGUUAUUCUAAAUGAACUGAGGAACUGCCUUGAAAGUAAACAAAAAGCCACAAUACAUUGUUAUGGAGGACUUGGACGAUCCUGUCUCAUUGCAGCUUGCCUUCUGCUCCAGAUAUCUGACACCAUAACUCCACAGCAGGCAAUAAACUGCAUGAGGGAGUUGAGAGGUUCAGGUGCAAUACAAACUUUAAAGCAAUACAACUUCCUUCAUGAUUUUCAGGAGACCUUGGCUGCCUAUUUGGCAACAGAAAGUGAGCGACCAAGAUCAGUAUCCCGAUAAAACACCCUGAGUUUAGUUACUAUUUGAAAUAAUACAUUGCAUUGUUUUUACUUUGUACACAUAGUGGAAAAUAAUUUUAUUAACUGCCUGCCAGUUACCACCUUGACGAGGGAUAUGUGACUAUAUAGCACAAGUCCCUGAAUAAAGUUCCAUCUGCGCAUUUUAUUUUGACAGCAAAUUAUAACAUGUAGCAGAACGCAUAAUAAAUAUUUCUAAUCUUUUUA
This is a messenger RNA of Pantherophis guttatus, 1098 nucleotides long. RefSeq names its product cyclin dependent kinase inhibitor 3 (gene CDKN3). The record is from RefSeq and is a predicted model, not a curated record. Gene Ontology annotation, biological process: protein dephosphorylation. Lineage: Eukaryota; Metazoa; Chordata; Lepidosauria; Squamata; Colubridae. Gene Ontology annotation, molecular function: protein tyrosine phosphatase activity.